This is a messenger RNA of [Torrubiella] hemipterigena, 5794 nucleotides long. The record is from the annotation of a GenBank genome assembly. NCBI's taxonomy places the organism in Eukaryota, Fungi, Ascomycota, Sordariomycetes, Hypocreales, Clavicipitaceae.
GAAUGUAAAAAACGCAGAAAAAAAUAAAAGAAAUAAAUUAAAUCCAUUCUGGCAAUAACGGAGACAGAAAAACAGCCAAUUCGCCCCAGAUAGAGAGUCAUAGCGUCAGGCGAGUCUGCACUGCGCCCCAUCAUAACCUCUCCUACGCAGAUACCAUCGCACCACCACGCCCCUCUCCGUUAACCUUCUUAAGCUUCAUCGUCCCCCCACACCCGUUUUUGGAAACCUUCUUCAUUCUUUCUUUUUCUCUUGGUAUUGUCUCUUUUCUUCAUCUUUGUCUUCAUUCUUUCUACUCGAUCAAGGAAAACAAAGAAGACAACUUGUCCUGCUGUACUUGCACAUCUGCUCGACUUACACCAGGAACAGCUACAACCAACGGGCAAAGUCACCACCACCACAAACUACCUCUCGCCCGUCAGAUACAACAAGCUGGUCUUGUAUAGUCAUCCGCGGCCAUGAGCCCUCAAAAGUCCGGCAAUGACGAUGCCGUCGCCCAGCACGUCUCCGGCCAGGCCAACAAGCCCAUGUCCGCCCCGGCCCACGCCCUCACCUACACACAGGUAGUCGAGGAGCUCGGUGCCGAUAAGGAAGUCGGUCUCUCGCCGGCCAAAGCAAAGGAUCUGCUGGCUCAGCAUGGACGCAACGAGUUUGGCGAACAGGAGGGCGUCUCACCCAUCAAGAUCCUCAUCGGUCAGAUCGCCAAUGCCCUCACCCUCGUCCUCAUCCUCGCCAUGGCCGCCUCCUUUGGUAUCCAGUCCUGGAUUGAAGGUGGCGUCGUUGCUGCCGUCAUUAUCCUCAACAUUGUCGUCGGUUUCUUCCAGGAGUUCAAGGCUGCCAAGACCAUGGACUCCCUCCGCUCUCUCUCCUCGCCUACCGCUCAGGCGAUCCGUAACGGCACCAACCAGACCGUCCCGACCGCCGAGAUUGUCCCUGGUGAUAUUGUCGAGCUCAAGACCGGUGAUACCAUCCCCGCCGAUGUUCGCCUGAUCGAGGCCGUCAACUUCGAGACCAACGAGGCUCUUCUUACUGGCGAGUCCCUCCCCGUCCGCAAGGAGACCGAGACCACCUUUGCCAACGACACCGGCCCCGGUGACCGUCUCAACGUUGCGUACAGCUCGUCUACUGUCACCAAAGGUCGUGCUCGUGGUGUUGUCUUCGCCACUGGCAUGUUCACCGAGAUUGGCCAGAUUGCUGCUGCUCUCCGCAACAAGCAGUCCCGCCGCCGCGAGCCUAAGCGCAAGGAGGAUGGUACCACCAACCUCGGACGCUGGAUCGAGGCCUGGACGCUCACCUGCUCUGAUGCCGUCGGUCGCUUCCUUGGUGUCAACGUCGGAACUCCCCUCCAGCGCAAGCUCUCCAAGCUGGCCCUGCUUCUGCUCGGAACCGCCAUCAUCUGCGCCAUCAUCGUCCUCGCCGCCAACAACUUCGAUACUAAGCAGGAAGUCAUCAUCUACGCCGUCGCUACCGGCUUGUCCAUGAUUCCUGCCUCUCUCAUUGUCGUCCUCACCAUAACCAUGGCUGCUGGUACCAAACGCAUGGUUCAGCGCAACGUCAUCGUCCGUAACCUCAAGAGCCUCGAAGCCCUUGGCGGAGUUUCUAACAUUUGUUCCGACAAAACCGGAACUCUGACCCAAGGUAACAUGAUUGUAAAGAAGGCCUGGAUUCCCGGCCGCGGAACCUACUCCGUCUCUGCCAACGAACCAUUCAACCCUACCAAGGGAAGACUCGGCUUCAAGAACGCCCAACCCAAGGACAUUGACUUCAAAUCCCAGGAUGCCGAAGGUACUGAAAUCAACGGCCCAGAGGCUACAAACAGUGAUGAAAACCUCCGCCAGUACCUCAACGUAGCUUCCCUUGCCAACCUUGCCUCCGUCUCCCAGGUCGACGGCGAAUGGAAGGGUCGUGGUGACCCGACUGAAAUCGCCAUCCAGGUCUUUGCCUCUCGUUUCGACUGGAACCGCCUCCGUCUUUCCCAAGGUGACGCCUCUCAAUGGCGCGAAAUUGCCGAGUUUCCCUUUGACUCCGAUGUCAAGAAGAUGUCCGUCAUCUUCGAGGAGCGCAAGACCCAGAACCAGUGGCUCUUCACAAAAGGUGCUGUCGAACGUGUUCUUACCUCUUGCCCUACUGUCGCCGUUGGUGACGAGAUCAAGCCCUUCACCGAAGAUGACAAGGAAGAAGUUCUUCGCAACAUGGAGGCCUUGGCCCGUCUUGGCCUUCGUGUCCUCGCCCUCGCCUCCCGCACCGAUAUCCGCCGUGUUGCCCACAACGAAGCUGAGCUUGAGCGUGCCGAGUUUGAGCAAGACCUCGUCUUCCGCGGUCUCAUUGGCCUCUACGACCCUCCCCGCGCCGAAUCCGCCCCGUCUGUCCGUAAAUGCCACGAAGCUGGUGUCAGCGUGCACAUGCUCACUGGUGACCAUCCUGAAACUGCUCGCGCUAUUGCCUUGGAAGUCGGUAUCUUGCCCUCUCGCAUGAACGAAAUUGCCUCCGAUGUUGCCCGCACCAUGGUUAUGGCCGCUUCCGACUUUGAUAAACUCACCGACCAGCAGAUUGAUGAACUUCCCCUCCUGCCGCUUGUUGUUGCGCGCUGCGCUCCCCAGACAAAGGUCCGCAUGAUUGAAGCCCUCCAUCGCCGCAAGUGCUUCGUCGCCAUGACCGGCGAUGGAGUCAAUGACUCUCCUAGCUUGAAGCGAGCCGAUGUUGGUAUUGCCAUGGGCCAGUCUGGCUCCGAUGUUGCCAAGGAAGCCUCCGAUAUCAUUCUCACCGAUGACAACUUUGCCUCUAUUCUCAACGCUGUUGAGGAAGGCCGCCGCAUGUUUGACAAUAUUCAAAAGUUCAUCCUCCACGUCCUUGCUGAAAACAUUGCCCAGGCUUGUACCCUUCUUGUUGGUCUGGCUUUCAAGGAUAGCCGCGGCGUCUCCGUCUUCCCACUUGCUCCCGUCGAAAUUCUCUGGAUUAUCAUGAUUACCUCUGGUAUGCCCGAUAUGGGUCUUGGCUUUGAAAUUGCCGCUCCUGAUGUUAUGCGCCGUCCUCCUCAAAACCUCAAGCAAGGUGUCUUCACUCCUGAGCUGCUUAUCGACAUGGUCGCCUACGGUCUCUGGAUGUCUGCUCUUUGCCUCUCUGCCUUCGUUCUCGUUGUCUUUGGCUUCGGUAACGGCCUGGGCGACAUUGGCGACAACUGCAACGAGAAAUAUUCCGCUGAUUGCGAUAUUGUCUUCCGUGCUCGUGCUACAACUUUUGCCUGCUUGACUUGGUUCGCCCUCUUUCUCGCUUGGGAAAUGGUCAACUUACGCCGCUCAUUCUUCCGCAUGCAACCUGGCAGCAAGCGAUACUUUACACAGUGGAUUAUCGACGUUUGGCGCAACAAAUUUCUCUUCUGGUCCAUCAUUGCCGGCUUUGUCACCAUGUUCCCCAUCAUCUACAUCCCUGGACUCAACACCGUGGUCUUCAAGCAUGCUCCCAUCAGUUGGGAAUGGGGCAUUGUCUUCAUCGAAGCGGUUCUCUUCUUCCUUGGCGCAGAGGCUUGGAAAUGGGGCAAGAGAAUCUACUUCCGUCGCCAGGCUCGCAAGUCUAGCUCCCACUUGGCUGACAUUGAAGAGAGGACAUUUGGUCACUACUUUAGCUCAUCGCGCUCUGUCACUGAGGCAGGCAGUGGUGACGAGGAGAACUUGUCGUCAGCUAAUGAGAAGAAGCGUCGCCAAUAACACAUGGUGAGAAGCAAAGACAAAUGCGGAUUGACGACGUGAGGAUGAGCUGGUAAAGCGGCUACCUUUUCCUAUGUAAAUGUGUGUUUUUUGCCCAGUCCCAUUUUGUUUGUUUUUGAAUAUCCUGUUUUGCAUGCUGGCGCACCUGAUACAUGGGCUUGUCGUGAAGCUAGCCUAUUGUUUACAAAACAAAGAAACAAUAUUGACCUGCAUAUUUGGUCCAUUUAACGGUAACCAGCUUAGAGUAAGUCGCUGGAGUCUACUUUGGUAAACUCCGGCAUAUCAAAUAGAGAGCGCAAAAUAACGCGCGCAUAUAUGCCAGCCUGGCAUAAUAGUUAUAUUGCAUAGUUUGAAUAUAAAAGUCAGCACACUGUCAUGGAAUCAUGUGUGAACAGAUUUACUCGAAACAUUGUUAUGAAACCGUGGCGAAUGAUUCAGCUACGCUCAAACCCGUUGACCGCACACUAGAGCCGAGUUUCAAGCUUCAGAUCUCAUCGAGAUAGAUACCUGUUAAACAGCGGACACCACGUUGGCCAAAUCCGUGACAUUGGCUGUAUCAUGAGUGCGUACUGUGCCUCAAAGCGUUUUUUUUGUUCCACGUCUGUUUCCUAUAUUGGGUGCGGUAUUGUCUCUUGCCGUAUGCAUCUGCCGAAAAUAAUGACUCUUUUGAGCCUGCGGCAGUCGUCCGAUGCAGAUUGUUGUAAUAUGGGUACGGCCGCUGCUCCGGUUCGUUGAGAAAGCGAUACCGAAGUUCAUCCCCUACUGACAGCUGGGUCCCCAGUAAACGAGUCGCAUCUGCGGACCGCUUAGCCAGACCCCCUGCCAUCAGCGUGACUGAAAACGCCUUUGCAACACCCCAACAAAGAGUAUUUGGAGAGCGAAAGAGAGAACCAAAAAAAAAAAAUCAAACGGACCUUCGGCUCAUGUUAUUGCCCGAUCUUUUAUAUUAUAAGGUUUGUGUCUUGAUUCGGAAUGGACUGCGGGAAGUGGGCGUUGGCUGCCAUCUCGGCGCAGGUCGGUGUUAGGAUAAAUGUCCUUCCUCGUCCAAUCCCAGACUAUUUGACGCCAAUAUUUCGUGUCCAAAUGGGCAACUUAAUCGCGAGAAAAUCGCGGCACUUGCGAUCUCAGGAGGCCGGAAGUCGCCUAAACUCAUUAUGCAAGGGUUUCUAUACCGCUCUCGGCUCUCGCUGUAAUGCUGUGUGGCAUUGCCGCGAGGACCGAAUGUGGCACGCGACUAGCCAAUACUUUGGGUAAAGGAUCGCCCUCCAGCACUCAAAGUCGCCCAGGCGUUGAGGCUAAGGGUUGUUUAUUUGCAUCUCCGGACGCACAGCCUUAACCGUUUGAAUCGCCGGAGGUUUACCAAUCCAAAUACAUGACUCCGACAUGGUUCGGGGUUUGCCAACUGUACCGUUGGCCGCUGCCGAACAACAGCUGAGGCAACCAAGACUGAGGUCCAACCAGAUCAGCAUGACUCGAUAUUAGUGGCGAAUGGUAACCACCUGACUGGGUGAGCUCGGCGUCGCAAAUAAAUUGAUUGACAAGAGACGCUAAAUAUUGAGCUUAAUUGUAACGGCUAUCGGUGCCCUGGUCAACGGCUCCCGCGGAGUUGUAGAUGCUGCUGUCUGCCCAGUGAUAUUGCAGCGCAAGUUAUUGGCUCCGCGUAUUCUGGUGGAGAUCGAAUCGACAAAACGGGCUGUCAAGUUGACGUGCAUCAACUGCCGGCGGCAGCGAAUUUUGCCCAGGGUCUAUAUCAGGCGUUGUUUAAUGCUCUCGCAUUUCGCUCCAAGCCGAUCGGAAAAUGCCUCUGGCUUCUUCCGCGGUGGCGCAAGACAAGAAAAACUGCCCUUGCUACUCAUGGAUUUAACCCAGAAGUGUCAGGCAUCCAGCCGCCUGUUGUUAUUGCUGCGACUGUAUAGUGGCUAUCCCUCUGCCCUGCUGGCGUCAUUGGAUGGGCGAUCUGGAAGCUGCAUGGAAUAUUCCUUCGCUUCCAUGCAACCGCCUAAUGCAAGAGUUGAGUUGGCGCAUCUAGUAAGGCGCAACUAGUGAAAGUAGUUGGUCGAAACGUGGAAUUUAUUCCGAAUUUCGUGUUGCCC